AUGCCUCGUCGGACAGGUAGAUCUUCACCUACGGCAGCUCGUCGCCCUUCAGCUGCACCUAGUCCAGCACCUCAACCAGCUAAUCGUGCUUCUCCUCCUGCCGUUGCUCAGAGCAGUGGUGGCGGCUCAUUGCUUGGAGGGAUUGGCUCCACCAUCGCUCAGGGGAUGGCUUUUGGCACUGGGAGUGCAGUGGCCCACAGGGCUGUAGAUGCUGUGAUGGGACCUCGUACCAUUCAACAUGAAACUGUUGGUGCUGAGGCUGCUGUCCCAGCAGCCACUGCAAGCAGCAUGUCUGCAGAUGGUUGCGGUGUUCAUUCCAAGGCUUUCCAGGAUUGCCUGAACAGCUCUGGCAGUGAGAUCAGCAAGUGCCAGUUCUACAUGGAUAUGUUGGCCGAGUGCAGAAGGAACUCUGGUUCUGGGUUGAGCGCCUAA
Linum trigynum is the source of this 432-nucleotide messenger RNA. The record is from the annotation of a GenBank genome assembly. NCBI's taxonomy places the organism in Eukaryota, Viridiplantae, Streptophyta, Magnoliopsida, Malpighiales, Linaceae.